Vespula vulgaris is the source of this 2825-nucleotide messenger RNA. It is a transcript of the gene Ubi-p63E, whose product is annotated as polyubiquitin-A. Gene Ontology annotation, molecular function: protein tag activity; ubiquitin protein ligase binding. Gene Ontology annotation, biological process: protein ubiquitination; modification-dependent protein catabolic process. The record is from RefSeq and is a predicted model, not a curated record. Bases 174 to 2687 code for a protein of 837 amino acids. NCBI's taxonomy places the organism in Eukaryota, Metazoa, Arthropoda, Insecta, Hymenoptera, Vespidae. Gene Ontology annotation, cellular component: cytoplasm; nucleus. The transcript has 2 exons.
AUCACAUGCAACCGCUACGUCAUUCUAUCACGGCCAUAUAAAAGGACGGUUUGCACUUACCCCGUUCAGUUCUGUUGAGAUCAUCAGAGAUACUUGGUUGACAAUUGCAGUGAUAUUUCGUAAAAUUAUCUGCGACUUUUUGUAAAAGCUACGAUACAUUUACAUCAGUAAAUAUGCAGAUCUUCGUGAAGACUUUGACGGGUAAAACCAUAACUCUUGAAGUCGAAGCCUCUGACACCAUUGAAAACGUGAAAGCAAAAAUUCAGGAUAAAGAGGGAAUUCCACCAGACCAACAAAGAUUAAUCUUUGCUGGUAAACAAUUAGAGGAUGGCCGUACUCUUUCCGAUUACAACAUCCAAAAGGAGUCUACUCUUCAUCUUGUACUCCGACUCCGUGGAGGAAUGCAAAUUUUCGUUAAGACUCUGACAGGAAAGACCAUCACGUUGGAGGUAGAGGCAUCUGAUACUAUUGAGAAUGUAAAGGCUAAGAUCCAGGAUAAAGAAGGAAUCCCACCGGAUCAGCAGAGGUUGAUCUUUGCCGGCAAGCAACUUGAAGAUGGUCGUACGCUAUCCGAUUAUAAUAUCCAAAAGGAGUCUACUCUCCAUCUUGUACUCCGACUCCGUGGAGGAAUGCAAAUUUUUGUCAAGACUCUCACAGGAAAAACCAUCACAUUGGAAGUAGAGGCAUCUGAUACUAUUGAGAAUGUAAAGGCUAAGAUCCAGGAUAAGGAAGGAAUCCCACCGGAUCAGCAAAGGUUGAUUUUUGCCGGCAAGCAGCUUGAAGAUGGUCGUACCCUAUCCGAUUACAAUAUCCAAAAGGAGUCAACCCUUCAUCUUGUACUCCGACUCCGUGGAGGAAUGCAAAUUUUUGUCAAAACUUUGACCGGUAAAACAAUAACUCUGGAAGUCGAAGCUUCAGAUACGAUUGAGAAUGUUAAAGCAAAGAUCCAGGAUAAGGAAGGAAUCCCACCGGAUCAGCAGAGAUUGAUCUUUGCCGGCAAGCAGCUUGAAGAUGGUCGUACUCUUUCCGAUUACAAUAUCCAAAAGGAGUCAACCCUUCAUCUUGUUCUUCGACUCCGUGGAGGAAUGCAAAUUUUCGUCAAGACUCUGACAGGAAAGACCAUCACGUUGGAGGUAGAGGCAUCUGAUACUAUUGAGAAUGUAAAGGCUAAGAUCCAGGAUAAGGAAGGAAUCCCACCGGAUCAGCAGAGAUUGAUCUUUGCCGGCAAGCAGCUUGAAGAUGGUCGUACGCUUUCCGAUUACAAUAUCCAAAAGGAGUCAACCCUUCAUCUUGUUCUUCGACUCCGUGGAGGAAUGCAAAUUUUCGUCAAGACUCUGACAGGAAAGACCAUCACGUUGGAAGUAGAGGCAUCUGAUACUAUUGAGAAUGUAAAGGCUAAGAUUCAGGACAAGGAAGGAAUCCCACCGGAUCAGCAGAGGUUGAUCUUUGCUGGUAAGCAAUUGGAAGAUGGCCGUACACUUUCAGAUUAUAACAUCCAAAAGGAGUCCACCCUUCAUCUGGUACUCCGUCUCCGUGGAGGAAUGCAAAUUUUCGUUAAGACUCUGACAGGAAAGACCAUCACGUUGGAAGUAGAGGCAUCUGAUACCAUCGAGAAUGUAAAGGCUAAGAUCCAGGAUAAAGAAGGAAUCCCUCCAGAUCAACAGAGAUUGAUCUUUGCCGGCAAGCAGCUUGAAGAUGGACGUACACUUUCUGAUUAUAAUAUUCAAAAGGAAUCUACUCUCCAUUUGGUACUUCGUCUCCGUGGUGGUAUGCAGAUUUUUGUAAAAACUUUAACCGGCAAAACGAUUACUUUGGAAGUCGAAGCUUCAGAUACGAUUGAGAAUGUCAAAGCAAAGAUUCAGGACAAGGAAGGAAUCCCACCGGAUCAGCAGAGGUUGAUUUUUGCUGGUAAGCAAUUGGAAGAUGGCCGUACACUUUCGGAUUAUAACAUCCAAAAGGAGUCCACCCUUCAUCUGGUACUCCGUCUCCGUGGAGGAAUGCAAAUUUUCGUUAAGACUCUGACAGGAAAGACCAUCACGUUGGAAGUAGAGGCAUCUGAUACCAUCGAGAAUGUAAAGGCUAAGAUCCAGGAUAAAGAAGGAAUCCCACCAGAUCAACAGAGAUUGAUCUUUGCCGGCAAGCAGCUUGAAGAUGGUCGUACUCUUUCCGAUUACAACAUUCAAAAGGAAUCAACCCUUCAUCUUGUACUCCGACUCCGUGGUGGAAUGCAAAUUUUCGUCAAGACUCUUACAGGAAAGACCAUCACAUUGGAGGUAGAAGCUUCCGAUACGAUUGAAAAUGUCAAAGCUAAAAUUCAGGACAAAGAGGGUAUUCCCCCAGAUCAACAAAGAUUAAUUUUCGCUGGCAAACAACUCGAGGAUGGCCGUACUCUUUCCGAUUACAAUAUUCAAAAAGAAUCUACUCUACAUUUAGUACUUAGGCUUCGUGGUGGUAUGCAAAUUUUUGUUAAAACUCUUACAGGAAAAACUAUCACUUUAGAAGUUGAGGCAUCUGAUACUAUCGAAAACGUUAAAGCCAAAAUUCAAGAUAAAGAAGGAAUCCCACCUGAUCAGCAAAGAUUGAUCUUUGCUGGAAAACAAUUAGAAGAUGGGCGUACUCUGUCAGAUUAUAAUAUUCAAAAAGAAUCUACCCUUCACUUAGUCCUUCGUCUCCGAGGGGGAAAUUAAAUUCUAUUCAUGAAUAAAAUCUGCAGACUUAUAGUCCUACUAGAUACAUUAUUAUUUUUUACUUUUAUUCAUGCUGAACUGUAAUGUGAUAUUUAUUCCACUGCUUCGUCGGCAAAUAAAAACUGCAUUUGAAGUUAA